Schistosoma turkestanicum is the source of this 2101-nucleotide messenger RNA. NCBI's taxonomy places the organism in Eukaryota, Metazoa, Platyhelminthes, Trematoda, Strigeidida, Schistosomatidae. The record is from the annotation of a GenBank genome assembly.
CAAGAAUCGAGCGCGAAGAAAUCAAAUUGGUUUACACUAGCUCGUGAAAUAGAUAUUGGAUAUUGGAUAUUGGAAGAGCGGGAACAGCAGCAUUGCAAACUUCAAGAAUUCCAGUCGUUUCUCCGUACAUUCUCAGGACAGACCACACCUAGGUUAGAUAGACCUACUAACCACUGGAUAUAAAUUGGCACUAUUAAGCUGUUAUCCUGUUUCAACCAUCCAACUUUUACAAAGACCAGCGUUCUUUGAAUGACCGAGUCGUCAAAAUGUAUCCAGUACUUCAAAGGGGAUCCCUUGGAAGAACUGACUCUAACAUCACCAUGUCUACUUCCUCUUCAGCCUUCACGGACACACAAGGUGUUUUUUCGUUGUGGCAGUAGCUCUUUAAAGCCACCCAUACCAUAUCCUGACGACUAUCAGGAUAAAUGGAACGGAUUUUUUGUUCGUAUGCCAUGUUCCCCUGAAAGCGUUUAUCCAGUUUAUGAAGGUGGCACUAAUAACCUUAGUUCUAGGUGGGUUGUGAUUGAAAAGGCCUUGAGAAAUAGGAUACGAUCUCCUGAUGAAUUGAAGGAAGCUAUUCUCUCCUACAAUUCUCGUUUCAAAUCCCACUGGAAUUUCAAAACAUUAGAACAAUUAUGUAUGAUGAAUCUGAUUCCUGAUGGUGGAAAUGAUAAUUUCUUCGGUAAAACUCUUUCUGGUAUUUGCUCGUUAGCACUAAAUUUGCCUGUUUUUGUCACAAAACCUAUUCCCUUACUGUCAUCCCGAAAAGAAUGCGCACUUACUUUAAGUCAGCUCCAGAUAGCCAGUCUUUUAGCAAAUGCAUUUUUUUGUACAUUCCCUCGACGUAAUUGUCAUAGUCAAGAUGCAGAAUAUGUUAAUUUCCCUAAAAUCAAUUUUUCUCAUUUACUGUCAACAAAAGCCGAAAGUAAAUGUGACUCAAGCCGGACGCUUCAUGUCAAAGUUGAAAAGCUACGUUGCAUCUUACACUACUUUCAUCGUGUUCUUCAAAAGUUCCCUACGGGGUCAGUUACAUUUAUAAGACGCUGUCUAGGUAGUUUGGCACCAGAUUGGUCCAAGAGCGAAUUAACAUUUGAUCAGUUGCGUUUACAUGUCAAUGCAACAGGAUCAAUUACUGAUGCCGGUCCAAACACUUUACAAGUCGAUUUCGCUAACAGUUACCUUGGUGGAGGUGUUUUAAAUGGUGGAUGUGUACAAGAAGAAAUUAUGUUUGCUCUACGACCGGAAUUGUUGGUUGGCUGCUUAUUUGUAGAGCGUCUGGGGUUUAAUGAAACGCUUAUUAUCGAAGGUGCUGAACAGUAUUCCGUAGGCUCUGGUUAUGCUGACGAUUUCUGUUGGGCUGGAGAUUUUAAUCAUUCAAAUAGUGGGAUGAAACGCGAUAAUUGGGGUCGAUGGAAUUAUGCAGUAGUAGCAAUGGACGCUGCAAAGUACAACAAUCCUAUGAAACAGUUUACUGUCGAGGAAAUGUUGAGAGAAUUAAAUAAGGCUUAUUGUGGAUUUACAGAUGAGUUAUUCCCUGGAAGAAAACUACCUGCAGUUGUAGCUACUGGGAAUUGGGGAUGUGGUGCUUUCAGGGGCAAUGUUGAACUGAAAUGUGUACUUCAAAUGAUGGCAUGCCUUCAAGCUAAAAAGUCAAUGGCAUAUUUUACUUUCGGUGAUAAAGAAUUUUGUGAUAGGAUCUACGCAUUGUAUACUUUGCUUUCUUCUGAAAAAGUAACUGUAGGACGAUUAUGGCGAAUUUUAAGUGAGAAUGCUGAAUAUGGCUUGAUGGAAAACCAAUCUGUAUUCGAUCUAAUUUCGCAAACAUUAAAGUGAAUGUAAACCGUCUAUACCUAGUGUAAAAUGUUACCAAUUUUUGUCAAACAUAUAUUUUUAUAUUUUUUUUAAUAACUUGGUAGUUACAAUUCCUGUUUUUGCCUUACGAUGAUACACAAGGAGAAUAAAAAAGAUUCGUUGUUAUCUUGUCGGUUAGUGUUUCAGGAUGGGUGUGCAACACUAUUAAUUAAGUAUGGAACAUUCGGAUUGUCUUUAAGAAGUAAUUGCCAUUCUGUUAAAUAUGAUAGAUUUAUGAAAAACCAAUCAG